This is a messenger RNA of Pogona vitticeps (central bearded dragon), 1050 nucleotides long. The record is from RefSeq and is a predicted model, not a curated record. Lineage: Eukaryota; Metazoa; Chordata; Lepidosauria; Squamata; Agamidae.
AGACUAGUGAAGGGGACAGGAUUGUACUCCUAGAAGGAUUCUCCUCUGUUGUCCCAGGUGGCCCAUGAAGACAAACGCUUGGCGCAUACCUGGAAGACCAGGACCUCUCCUUGAGGGUGAGCAGCAGCAGCUGGAGACCCUGGAGAACCCAGAAGAUGAUGACAGAGAAGAAGCACUUGCUCUCCCCUCAGGUGUAUUGGAGGCAUCUCGACCUCUGCCGGCAGAUGAUGUACAGGAGGCGGAACGAAAACUCCACAGGACAUCCUCAGAAAGAGUGGAGGAUGAAAACGGGAACUGUGGGAAGAGAGAUGAAUUGCAGAGGGAGAAGGAAAAUGAGGCAAAUGAGAGGAAAAACAAACCUCACCCUGAUCUGAGAGGAGUUGUCUGUCAAGAAGAAGAGGAAAAGACUAUAAAAAGAUCUCUCAAUCUCUUUCAGAGCUCAGAGUCUGGGCUAAGGAGCCCUCUGAGGAAAAGCCCAGUGAAAUGUCCAACAUGCCACUCAGAGGAAAAUCUUUGUAAAUGUUUGGAACAUGGAGAGAGUUCCAGAAGGAGACCAGAAGAUCGAGGAUUUCCCACAGGAGAGAAACCUUAUGAAGACUCAGAGUCUGAAAAAUGCUUCAGUGUUAGCUCAGCUCUUCAAGACACUCAGCCAGUGCACUCAGAAGGAAAAUUGUAUAAAGGUGAAGAAUAUGGCAAGAGCUUCAAGGGAAGUUCUGGACUUAAGGAACAUCAGGGAAUGGACAGUGAGAAGAGCUGCCACAAAUGUCUUGAAUGUGGAAAGUUCUUCAUGUGGCAUUUAAGUCUUAGACAACAUAAAAAAAUUCAUUCGGGAGAAAAACCCUUUCUCUGUGAAGAAAGUGGGAAGCGGGUCACUAACCAUUCAAACCUUGUAGUACAUCAGCGGAUUCACUCAGGAGAAAAAACAUUUCCCUCUGAAGAAUGUGGGGAAAUGUUUACCCAAAACUUCAACCUCGUAGCACACCAACGAAUUUACUCCGGAGAAAAAAGGUAUGAUUGAGAUGAAUGUGGGAAAUGUUUAAGUGCUCCCUC